AUGAAGAAGCAAAACGUCCGGACCCUAUCGUUGAUCGUCUGUACGUUCACCUACCUCCUCGUUGGCGCUGCAAUCUUCGACGUCCUCGAGUCCGAGACAGAGAAAAGACGCAAAGAAGCUUUGGAUGCUAUUGAAAGAAUGGUCAUAAAUAAAUACAACAUAAGCACGGAGGACUACAAGAUUAUGGAAACCGUGGUAUUAAAAUAUGAACCACACAAGGCUGGUAAGCAGUGGAAGUUCGCUGGAGCGUUUUACUAUGCAACCACAGUGCUCACCACUAUCGGUUACGGACACUCGACGCCAAAUACGAUAAGCGGGAAGCUCUUUACAAUGUUCUACGCGAUCGUCGGAAUACCAUUGGGCCUCGUGAUGUUCCAGAGUAUAGGAGAACGGGUGAACAAGUUUUCCUCGGUCGUAAUACGCAAUGUUAAGCGGAUUCUCAACUGCAAGGACAUUCAGGCCUCGGAAAUCAACCUAAUUUGUGUGGUGACGACCCUUUCGAUCCUGACCAUCGCAGGCGGUGCCACCGCAUUCUCUAGUUAUGAGGGCUGGUCCUACUUUGACUCUGUCUACUAUUGCUUCAUCACCUUAACUACCAUUGGGUUUGGUGAUAUGGUAGCUUUGCAGAAAAAUAGGGCACUAGAAGAAAAACCUGAGUAUGUCAUGUUCGCUCUGAUCUUUAUUCUCUUUGGACUGGCCAUCGUGGCUGCUUCGUUGAAUCUUCUGGUGCUCAGAUUCGUAACGAUGAAUACAGAGGAUGAGAAAAGAGACGAAGCUGAAGCUCUGCAGGCUGCUCAGGGUGCGGUGCGACUGGAGGGCGACGUGAUAACGGCGAACGGCUCGAUAUUAUCGGGUCACUUGGGUAAUCAGGGUGACACUAUCUCCUUGGACGACGACGGAGCGUCGGUCUGCAGCUGUCGAUGCAGCGGUUUUUACAAGAAACGACGGAGACCGCGCUUUACUGUUCGUCGCUCGCCCGGAAAGAUAUCACAUCUGCUUCCGAUGCAGCAACUUCCGUCUCUGAACGACAGAAACGACCUUCGGCCUCCGCCCUUAACGCCACUCUUGCAGCUUCCCCCGAUAUACCAGCACAGGGCCAGCAUCUAA
Messenger RNA from Belonocnema kinseyi, 1107 nucleotides. RefSeq names its product two pore potassium channel protein sup-9 (gene Task6). The transcript is spliced from 5 exons. Gene Ontology annotation, molecular function: potassium ion leak channel activity. Bases 1 to 1107 code for a protein of 368 amino acids. Gene Ontology annotation, cellular component: membrane. Gene Ontology annotation, biological process: potassium ion transmembrane transport; stabilization of membrane potential. The record is from RefSeq and is a predicted model, not a curated record. Lineage: Eukaryota; Metazoa; Arthropoda; Insecta; Hymenoptera; Cynipidae.